GGCUAAUGUGUAUUUACAUUUUAAUGAACUCGGAAACUAGUAAGCAAGAGCAGACAGUCGAAUGAUGUGGUGGCAGACGUCGACGUUGCUGUGUUUAUAGUUUUGCUGCUAGCAGUUUUGUGUAUCCAGAGUGCUUCGCUGUUGUUUUUUGUCGCUGGAGAGGUCAAAAGUCCAACUAGCUGAUUAUAUAAUCACGAUACGAUGGCCCCAAAGGAACCUUCCCCGCUGGUAAAGCUGUACCUAAUCCUGUAUAAUGGGGGUCAAGUUCUAGGAUGGUCCUACAUGUUCUACCAGCUACUGGCCUAUUACACAUUCGACAAAGGAAAUGGUCAACCGCUGUGGGACUAUCUUGGAACUACCGUUAUCAUUUUCCAAAAUGCCGCCGUACUUGAGAUUUUGCACGCCGCGACGCGAAUCGUGCCAAGCAAUCCAGUCAUCACGACGUUCCAAGUGUUUUCGCGAGUCAUGGUCGUCUGCGGAGUUGUCAUGGCAACUCCAACCGGAAAGACUUCGCCCGGACUGCCGCUAGCCCUGCUCGCUUGGACGAUUACGGAAAUCAUCCGCUAUGGCUACUACGCUCUCAAUCUAGUCAACUCCGUUCCACAUUUCGUGAUCUUCCUACGGUACACUACCUUCAUCGUACUCUACCCGAUCGGAGUAACCGGAGAGUUGCUGUGCUUCUACUGGGCGCAGAGCUACGUGCGCGAAUCCAAGCAGUGGAGCAUCGAAAUGCCGAAUCCUUACAACUUCACCUUCUCCUACUUUUACUUCCUGUGGCUGAUCAUGCUGCUCUACAUCCCGCUAUUCCCUCAGAUGUACCUGCACAUGUUUGCCCAGCGGAGGAAAAUUCUGGGUGGUGGAAGCAAACCGAAGGUUAAAUAAACUUCAGUAGUUUCAACUACUCCAUUCCCAAUGCACCCCUAGCAUAAGUUAUUUUCUUUUCUAUUCGGUUUAAGGGCAUCACUAGAGAUUGAUAGAACAUACUCCUAUUUCUUUUGACCACGCUUGAAGUCCGAGCUUGCUUUGGUAUUUAUUGCUCAAAAAUGACAUUCUCACAUCAGCUUCCAAAAGCAUGACUGGUGAAGGACCGUUAGACUUAAUAAAAUAAUAUUAGAAAACCCACUUUAA
Molecule: messenger RNA, 1128 nt
Organism: Aedes albopictus (Asian tiger mosquito)
Lineage: Eukaryota; Metazoa; Arthropoda; Insecta; Diptera; Culicidae
Product: very-long-chain (3R)-3-hydroxyacyl-CoA dehydratase 2
Exons: 4
Coding region: 202-882 (226 amino acids)
Biological process (GO): fatty acid elongation; very long-chain fatty acid biosynthetic process; sphingolipid biosynthetic process
Cellular component (GO): endoplasmic reticulum membrane
Molecular function (GO): 3-hydroxyacyl-CoA dehydratase activity
Source: RefSeq, a predicted model, not a curated record